GGAAAAAUGCGCGAAGCCAUCCGUGUUCAGACGCCUGUUCCCUGAUCACCUUGUUCCCUUCCUCGCGUGGGGCCAUCGAGAUGAGCGGCGGUGGGGUGACAGGGGUUCCCUCUCCCCUGUCCGACAGCCAGCUGCUCGAGAUAUCAGGAACAGCCUUCCGCAGUGUGUGCGUCGGCGACUGCGUCGACAGGGAGCGCAACAGGCGAGCACUCAGCUUCGUCUUCGAGCGCAUCCCUUUCGUGCCCAGACCCGGUGACAGGUGUGUUUGUUGUAGGGAGAGAGGGAAGGAGGGAGGGAGAUGCCAAGCACACACAAUGAGCGACGCUUGACGUGUGGCUGUGAUCUCAUUCUUGCGUCGUCCGUAUGCCGGCGGGUGUGUGGCAGGUGGUACGAGAGCGUGUUCCAGAACUAUGACACCGAGCAGCGCGGACACAUCACGUUCAACUCCUUCUUCGAUAUCAUCAAACAGGUGUGUGGUUGAUGACUGACACACAGCCAGCAACACACCGCCAUGCAGCUUGCGGUCGGUCGGUGUCUGUGUCUUUGUGUGAUCAGUAUCACGACUUCCACUACAACAAACUCCUACGGACGUACCAGUCCCGCCAGCACCAGCAUCAGCAUCAGCACCAGCAUGCCUCCCGUCAGCACAGCCAGCCGCGCCGCUCUCCCACCCCGCCGACGGACUGUUCGUCCAUCCCCACAACCCCCAACCUCCCUCCCCCUCCCUAUGACCAGGAUCACCCCCACCACCAGCAGCAGCAGCAGCACCAGCAGCCAGAGAGCGACAGCACGAGCCCCUCGACCAGCGCGGCGGCAGCUGAUCCGCUAGCAGAGGAUGAGAAGCCGCCGGGCGAUCCGUCGGUGGAGAACGGUCAUGUUGGUGAGGCCGGUGUCAUGGUGAAUGGCGACCCACGGCUGCCCGGUGCCGUCCCGUCGUACCCCGCGACUCCGCUCAUGCCGCCAGGGCCCAUACAAUACCACCCUGUGGUGAGUCACUCACACACGAGAAGAUAAAGGCCCAAAGGGAUCGUUCGUCAUUGUCUCUCUGUGCGUCCCCUUCAUCCACGCAGGCGCCUUACGCGUGCACGACAUUUCACCCGUAUGCCUACGACCCCCACCAGCAGCAACAGCAGCAGCAGUACCAGGCACCAUACAUCGACCCUCGGCUGUACGGCGCCUAUGCGCAGAUGGGCGUGCGUGACGCGGCAGGGGUGUGGCACGAGCACCGUCGGCCGGCGACGACCAACCGGCUGCUGACGCCUGAGCAGGAGAGGGAGAGGGCGGAGAGGCGCGCCAACUCUCUGGACCAGCGGAAUGGGGCACGGCCCGACACCGCACCGCUGAGGGUAUGCAAGCAGACACAUGUACGAGGGCUGAGAGGUCACUGCACGCUCUCUCUCUCUCUGUCUCUGUGUGUGUGUGUGUGUGUGGUUCAGAUCAAGGAGCAUUUACUGUAUCCGGACUAUGACGACAAGGGCAGGAAGCAGCUUGACAAGGUGUGUACGCAGACAGACAGACAGACACACUCCUUCUCUCCCCACCGGUCUGUCUGUCUGUGUGCCAUGCAGCACUACGAGUUCUUCCGCACGGGCAACCAGCUGGGCAAGGGCAGCUUCGGCAGCGUGGAGGUGGUGCGGCACCGGGCCACUGGCAGAUGGCGCGCAUGCAAAACCAUCGCUAUCGGCGCGCCGGAGGAGUUUGAGCUGGUCAAGACAGAGAUCGAGCUCCUCAAGAAACUCGACCAUCCAAACAUCAUGCGGGUACGAUCUACAUAUAAGGACACAUUCACGGGAUCGGCGGGCCACAUGGAGGGAUGGGUAUUGGUGUGUGUGUGCAGAUGUACGAGACGUAUCACGUGGGCUGCACGGUGUUUCUGAUUAUCGAGUUGUGUGAGGGGGGUCCGCUGUUCGACAAGAUCGUCGAGUACCACCAGCACAAGCGCCAGUUCAUCACUGAGCAGCAGGUCCAGCAGUGGAUGAGACAGGUGAGGGCAAAAGGAAGAGGACGGAGGGGAGGGGGGACGAGCACCCAGUGCAGGAAUGCAUGUGAUGAUUGUGGUGUGUCUGCAGAUCCUGAGUGCAACGUCGUAUUGCCAUCAGCGGCGCAUCUGCCACAGGGACCUCAAGCCCGAAAAGUACACAACAAACACCACACCAUGGCCACUGACUGCACCUCCCCGUGUGUGUGUGUAUGUGCAGCAUACUCUUCCGCACCAAGGACGAGAACAGCGACCUGAAGGUCAUCGACUUCGGCCUGUCGAGCACCCUGUCCAGGAUCCAGAUGUCAGCCAAGGAGGUCAAGGAAGUCAGAAAGGGCACACUCGGCACUCUCGCCAGACUCGUAAAUACGACUCACUCACUACUCACCCACCUCACCACCAAACGAGACAACCUGUGCACUCAUGUGGCUGUUUCUUUGUGUGUGUGCGUCGGUCGGUCGGUCAGCUGCCGACGUUGCCUAGCGGCAAGCAUCUGAUCCCGUGGCACGUGCGUCGCGUCAAGAUGCAGCGUGCGGGGACCCCCCACUACAUGUCCCCAGAGAUGAUCCGCGGCCAGUACGACGAGAAAUGCGACUGCUUCAGCAUCGGCAUCAUCUUCUACCAGGUCAGUCAGUCAGCCCAGUCAGCUUAGCCGCACACCGCACCAGCCAGGCUAUGCCAUGCCCCAACACGUGACUGACGUGUUUGGUGUGUUGGGUUGGGCGUGGCGUGCAGUUGUUAUCGGGGAAGCAUCCGUUUUACAACCCCGGCAUCGACAACGAGGAGACGGUCAAGGCGCGGAUACUCAACGAGGAGCCACUCAUGACGCCCGACGCACUCGGAAGCGUGUCGCUGCAGGCCAAGGACCUACUCAGUAAACCACCGGACGCACCCACAUGCGUGAUUGAUUGCAACACUCACUCAUGUGUGCAUUCGUGCUGUGCUGUGCUGUGCCAUGCUAUGCCAUGCAGAGCGUCUGCUGGACAAGAACCAUCGGCGGCGCAUCUCUGCCUGCCAGGCCCUCUCCCACGACUGGUCAGUCCACACACCACACCACACCACGACACACAUUCCCUCUCUCACUGCACUGCGUGUGCGUCACUCCCCCUGUCCGUCCGUCCGUCCGUCCGUCCGUCCGUCGUCUAUCUGUCUGUCUGUCUGCCCCUGCCUGCCAGGUUUCGUCUGAGCGCCAACCACGUGCAUCUGUCCAAGCUGACCCCAUCGGUGUUUGAGGGUCUGCGCGACUACCAGCACCACAACAAGAUCAAGCAGGCUGUCCUCAACUACCUGGCCAAGGAGCUCGACGAGCGGGUCAUCGAGGACCUGCGCAAGAAGUUCAAGGCCCUCGACAAGGGCGGGGACGGCACCAUCUCCCUCGAGGACGUCAAGACCGGCAUGCGGCUCGUGGGCUACCCCCUGCCGCCCAGCAGCGAGCUCUCGCGCAUCUUCGAGUCGUUCGACCCCACCGGCAGCAACCGCAUCGGAUACAACGACUUCCUCAGCGCACUCCUCGCAAAGAGGUGAGGGGAACCCGACAAACGGACGGCAGACAAGAGGCAAAUGAGAGGCUGAUGGUGUGGUACGGUGUGGUGUGGUGUGGUGCGCUGUGUGUCAUGUGGUCUGUCUCCCAGGAUCAAGUAUGAGGACGCGGUGAGGGAGCAGCAGCUGCGCGCGGCGUUUGAGCGGUUGGACGUGCACAAGGAGGGCCGCAUCUCGGCUGCAGCGCUGCGCGAGGCGCUGACGUCCAAAGGGAUGGGCUCACACCUGACCGAGGAGCAAGUGCAGCAGUGCAUCGACGAAAUCGACAAAAACAGAGACGGGUCAGUCAGCCCGCAGUGGCGACACAGAUAGUGGAAGGAUGGAUGGAAUCACUGUGUGUGUGUGGUGGUUAUGAUGCAGGUACAUCGAUUGGGACGAGUUCUAUGCCUGCAUGCUGACGUAUCUGUAACUAGUCAAGGGGCAGGCAGGCAGGCCGAUAGUCAGACAUGAUGGCAUGCAUGGCAUGGCAUGCGGGGUGUCUGCUGGUCCUUCCCUUCUUGUCUCGCAGGCCAUCACUCCGUCCACUGAGACCGAGUGAUGGACUUGCCGACUGACUGAGUGGGGUCGGAAGACGUGGCGCCUCGCCUGUGCGUGUUGACACAUUGAAGGGCUGGAGAGGGGUCGGGAGGACGACCGCCAGAUGGAUGGAUGGAGGUAGCUCGCGUGUGGCUAUGUGGCUUGUACAGUCGACUGCUUCAUUGAUGUGUGGCUGCAUGCGAUGCCAUGCGAUGGGAGCAGCGCAGCGCAGCGGCCGGUGCGGUGUAGUGUUGGUCAAUGAUGGAUGCCCGAUGACCAGAUAGCAUAGCAGACAGAGGUCGAAUGACAUACAUCGACACAUAUAUUAUAUACCCCUACCUCUUUUCACGUGUCUAGUUUUCCUUCCUGCCUGCCUGCCUGCCUGCCUGUGGGGCGCCGGCAACUUUUCUCUCACCGAGUGCCGGCUUUUUGCUCGCCCGUCUCCACGACCCUCCAUCCACCCACCUCUCUACCACUCAGGUCUUUUCG
Messenger RNA from Vitrella brassicaformis, 4522 nucleotides. The record is from the annotation of a GenBank genome assembly. Lineage: Eukaryota; Vitrellaceae.